AUGGACAGCAGCGAAACGCCUGCGCAAGGUCAUGAAGUGAAACAAGAGCAGUCUCAAAUAGACAACAGGCAAGAGGGAGAUCCCUCAAAGCCGACAGACACACCGUCCAGCGCGACGUCAAAGCCUGAAGCACGCCCCGGCAAACAAUUCACGUCUGCCAACGCGUCGAAUGUCGAUGAAAAGAGGAAAAAGUCUCCUCAACGACGCAGAGGGCCACCUCCUUUACCCCCUGCAAUUCCACCUCCUGCAGGAUAUCGGAGACCAAGUGAUAGAAAGGACUCUCCUCCUCCAUUUCGGAGAGGUCGUUCGCCUGAACCCCCCAGAAGAAGAAGUCCUCUGCCACCCCCUCCACUUCCACCAAAUAUACCACGGCCGUCUGCCUAUGGGCGAUCGCGCUAUGGUAGCCCGCCACCGCGUCGUUCACCUCCUCCAAUGAGGCGAAGAGAUUCCAGAUCAAGAUCUCCUCCACCACGUUACAACCGCUCUCCACCACCUGGGAGGCGAAGGUCGCCGUUGCCUCCUCCACGAAGGCGCUCUCCACCUGGAGGCUAUCGUCGAUCUCGAAGUCCUCUUUACAGAGGCAGACCAUCCCCUUAUUCCCGUGGUCCUUCUCCUUUACGAAGACGAUCACCCCACCGCCCACGAACGCGUUCACCGUCUCCUUCCAUACGCCAUCGACUCCCUUCCCCGAAACGCAGACCCCUUUCCCCGCCGAGAUCAGGACAUGGGAGCAGGAGAGUGUCCCCAACUCGUCGUCCUAGUCCAAGUCCUCCGCACUCUCCUCGGAAACGUACACGUAGUCUUGAAAAGGCAGACGCGCGGGACGACGAUGACAGAUUUGCAAAGAAGAGGCGAACACUGGAUGAACAAAUGUAUGAAGCUUCUGAUACUCGUAUGCAAGGCGUCAAGCAAGAGGAACCCAUAGAAUCUGCCGCUUCCUCAGCCGCCCGCAGACCGACGAUGGAUCCGCCUACUGCUCCUAGACGAGAUAGAGAAACACAAGACCGUCUCAAGGCUACAGUAGAUCACGAAAAGCUUCGCGUCAAGACUGAACAGCAGGACGUGGAGAUGGCGGAUGCUGGAUCCACCGUAGCCACACCAUUAACACCAGCAAAGCGCGGACAGCCAACCAAGCAUGUUUCCACGCCCAGUACCUCUCAGCCAGCACCCACUCAGCCGCCUCCUCCACCCCCCAUCCCGAUUGUUAGCGUUCCAAAGAUGCCCACAUGGAAGAAGGAGAGUGUCACGGCCGAUUUGGAUGCCGAGGUUGAACGCGUCCGUCAACUUCGAUACGCGUCCAUGGCGGAACACAAUGCCAUUGAUGUUGAGCUGCGUCGUGCUUUGUUUGAACUGGACCUGGCACAGCUUGACCUGCGAGGAGUCGAGGCCAAGGCUGCAGUAGCGGAAAAGCAAACAGAACUAGCAGCCAAGGGGAUGCUUGAAGUUUGA
Messenger RNA from Serendipita indica DSM 11827, 1449 nucleotides. The record is from the annotation of a GenBank genome assembly. Lineage: Eukaryota; Fungi; Basidiomycota; Agaricomycetes; Sebacinales; Serendipitaceae.